AUGAGCUUGAUCAAUCGAAGAACAUAUUUUCUUCUCUUGUGUCUACUUGUUUUUGUCAAUUUUGCUGGAUUCUUAUGGGAACAACAGCGGAAUAGACGACAUGAGACUAAUGUGUUUGGGAAUUCUGUGCGAGAAGUGAAACUGGUAAAAAGGUCUGUUUCGCUAGAGGGAUCUGACCCAGCUCUUGCAGAAACCAACUCGAUUGCUUUCCAGAUGUCGGGGGAAGGGGACACUAUUGAGCAGACAGAGGUAAUUAGGUUUCUCCUCGAUAGGUUGCCUUUGCAGUUCAGUGUAAUUGCAGCAGACGCGUCUCGGGAAAUCGAUGCUCGUUGUGUGUUUCGCGAUGCUGACGUUGCUGUCCAGAUAUGCGAUGAUAUUUAUAGUCAUCCAGAUGUCUGCGCAUACGUAAGAGAAAAUUGCCGAGACUAUUCUUCCGGACUGAUCAAUUAUCUCGAAAUUUACUUUUGCGGCAUGAAGAAAAUCAGGCUUUUCGCUCUUGCAAUGCUUUUUCUUUGGCUACUUUUCCUCUUUGGAUUCGUAGGUGUAGCUGCCUCGGACUUUUUCUGUCCCAAUUUAAACACUAUUGCUUCGAGUUUGAAUCUAUCCGAAAGUUUGGCUGGUGUGACGUUUUUGGCUUUUGGAAAUGGAUCACCCGACGUAUUUAGCACGUUUAGUGCAAUGUCGAACAAUUCAGGCUCUUUAGCUAUUGGAGAAUUAAUAGGCGCUGCCGCCUUUAUAUCAUCUGUGGUUGCAGGUGUUGUUGUUAUUGGAAGUUGGCGAGUAAGUCAAAAUAAAAGACAUCGAUGGCUAGAACAAAGGGCUCGAGAUGAGUACGCUCCCCCGUCGGAGGACAGUAUAAUUGAAGAUAGUGGAGUGCUGAAUGAUGAUGAUGACUACGACCAAGAUUCUUAUGGAUAUAACUCGUUCGGCGAGACGGAUUUUCUGUUACAAGGCCAUGAGCGAGAUGAAGAAGCCGGUCAUGCUACAACUCCCAUCUCUAUGACUGCGCUGAACAGAAAUUAUAACAAUUAUUUUUCGCCAUCGUCUUUCAUUACAAUGAGCGACAUUGUAGAUCAAGCAGGGAGCUUCCAUCACCACCAUGGCGCAAAACAAAGAUCAUUACAUCACGGAAUGAGACCUUCACUCUUUGGAGCCAUUGAGUUCCGCGAUCUUGUGAAAUCACUCAAGUUGAAUAGCAGUGCAAGAGCGCUCGGCGUAUUUGGCCGUAGUUAUUCAUCAGAAUUUAAUCACCCUGGAAUACAAAGGCCCAGAGUAGAGCGCAGUAAUACAACGCCGCUUCGUAGCUUAUAUGAAAAUCCUCGGGCUGGUCUUGAUACCAUAUAUGAUGCGUUUGGUCUUUCAACGCCCGGUAAUAGUAACACUGUUCGACGUGAUAAUAUCCUAGGACUGUCUGGGGUACCUAGUCUAUCGUCCGGUUUGUCUCCUUACAUUGACAUUGAUCAAAGUUCGAGGUCAGCAGAAACAAAUUUGCAGCCAGAUGACACACAAUCGGAUUCAUCGAAUGCAUUACAAGUACCACGUUUAAAUGUCGUUCCCCCGACCCCAUCAAGGAGCCCAUUGCUAUCACCAUUGGCGUUUUCCUAUUCGCCAUCUUCAAUGGCAGCUGACUCUGAAUUUCCGGGUGAUGGUUUACCACAAUCCAAUUCCUACCUUCAAUCGCCACCAUCGCCUGUCACACCGCUUCCUUCGCCAGUGCUAUCAGCUGACGUAUCUGCAGAUGUGGAGAACCCAGUUAUUCAAAAGUUUUACCUGAAUUCAAUAUGGGAGAAAUUUCAGCCAACUUUAUUCCCUUCCCUCACUGGAUUCAGAUCAAAAUCAUACUUUGCCAAGUUCAUUGCAUUGAUUGCAUGCCCAGCCAAUUUACUUCUUGUUCUUACACUACCAGUUGUCGAAGCUGAUAAGCUAUCCAGCGAUGAUGAAAAACGAGUGGACGAUUCUCCAACUAUUUUUAAUUCACAUUUGGACCCACCGCGAAUUACACUCGAUGAUGAAGACAUUGAUAUGGAUUUGUCGAAGGGCGCAGAUGGAGAAAACGGGUGGAGUAGAUGGUUGACCACUUUUCAACUUGUAUCUGCUCCUGUAUUUGUUGUUAGCGUUCUUGUUGUGACUAAUGGUUUCGACUGCAAGGCCAUCCUUUAUGCUUUUGCUGUCGGCUUCAUUCUUUCGCUACUUUAUCUGAGGACCACAGACUGUGAUCGCCCACCAUCUUAUUAUACGUUAUUCUGUUUUCUCGGUUUUGCAGUUGCAAUUGUAUGGAUAUUUAUUGUGGCCAAUGAAGUUGUUGGGGUGCUUCAGGCUAUAGGAUUAAUAAUGGGCCUGAGUGAUGCUAUACUGGGACUGACUAUCUUUGCUAUGGGCAACAGCCUCGGAGACUUUGUGGCUAACAUCACAAUAGCACGUAUGGGAUUCCCAAUGAUGGCCAUGAGUGCAUGCUUUGGGGGACCGAUGCUUAACAUCCUCCUCGGGGUUGGCAUAAGUGGUACGUAUAUGACAUUGAAGACGCAAGAGUCUUACAAAAUCAGCGUCUCUCCCACAUUAUUCGUUUCAUCCAUUGGGCUCUUGAUAUCGCUUGCAUCAUCGUUGAUCUACUUACCUCGUACGGACUACUGGAUGACGAGAAAAUGGGGAUACUCUCUGAUCGGAUUGUAUAUUACAUGUAUGAUUAUUAAUGUUGUGCUUGAAUUGAUUGGUAUCGGGGAUAUUCAAUAA
Messenger RNA from Paraglomus brasilianum, 2730 nucleotides. The record is from the annotation of a GenBank genome assembly. Lineage: Eukaryota; Fungi; Glomeromycota; Glomeromycetes; Paraglomerales; Paraglomeraceae.